Darwinula stevensoni is the source of this 4542-nucleotide messenger RNA. Lineage: Eukaryota; Metazoa; Arthropoda; Ostracoda; Podocopida; Darwinulidae. The record is from the annotation of a GenBank genome assembly.
AUGGGUAUUCAAUUCGACACUUCCCACAGAGGAGAUAUCCAGGAUGCACCCCCCGCAGAGCAAUUCCACAAUUCCCAACCAUAUUGCCGCAAUAGAUCCCAGCACGAUUAUACCCUCGGCUGCCAGAAUCCCUGCCACAGCCUGGAUGUAUCUGUGGAACCCUCAAUGUGUGAACAUCAGAGGAUGAUGGAAAAGAAGGAACAGAGUAGUGUGAUGAAAUUUUUGUUUUUGAAGGACUUGUCAACAAAGGACAUUCAUGCUGAGCUUGUAGUUAUACUGAAUACAGAGCAAGUGGUUCUGACUGCCAACACUACGAAACUGAUGAUUCGUGGCUGUCAAACACAUAUUCGGUCAGGUGCAUUUCAGCAUACUCAGGAUCUAAAGGAAAUCUGCAUGCAUAGCCUCCAUGAACUGACCCUGAAUUCUGGAUCCUUCAAUAUUCCACCAUCUGGAGGGAUAUCCAUAAACAUACUAAACACAACAAUUGCUGUCAUUUCAAAGGAUACCUUCAACCAGAAUGAUACAUAUGCCAACAUCACAUUUUCUGACUGUGUCAUUCGGAAGAUAGAGGAGAAGGCAUUCAUGGGAAGAAUGCAAAUACUUCAUUUCAAUAAUAGUGACAUCAGAAUUGCAAAGACUCAGGCCUUUUAUCAACUGACAUCAUCAAAAGUCAUCUUCUCCAACAGCUUGGUCAGCGAAUUCUACCUACACUCAUUUCAAGAAUGUGAGAUAAAUGAACUGGAUCUCAUUAAGAACAAGAUUGACAAGAUUCAUCCAGAAGCAUUUAUGCUAGAAGGCAACACUCUUCAAGCCAUCCAUAUAUUUGAAAAUAGCUUUAAGAACUUAUCCAAGCACUUCAUUGUUGCCACUCCAAGGCUGGUGGUCCGGAUACAAGAAAAUAAAUUUGAUUUGCUUGACCAAGAGGCUUUCUACAAAAUCAAGCCUAAUGAGAAUGGUGAGAAAUAUAACAAAUAUACAUUUUCCUUUGCAAACAACACUAUUGAAAGGUUUGAGAAAGGAGCACUACUUUUACAAAACAUUGAAGCAGCUCAAGUUGAUGAAACCCGCUUCUACACACCUUGUGAUUGUGAUUACAACACUUAUUUAUCCUCACUCUUUCAAGCAAGUGAUUCAAACAAGUCACUCCUACAAGACGAGUCUCCUUACUAUCACUUUUUUGGCCGGCUCUAUCACACAAGUUACUGCCUUCGUAGUAAGGAUAAAUACAAUAAAAUCCUUGACUAUGAACAUGAAGUGUGUCUCCCCAUGAUGAGAGAUGAAGAAAAACUUCUUAUCUAUCUCAUCCCAACAGUGACAGUUGCUCUUCUCAUCACCAUUAUAGUCCUGGUGGUGAUAGUGUGGAGGUAUCAUAUGAAUCAAAGAAAAAUUGUGGAAACUAUCUCAAAGAGUCUUGAAGAGGAGCCUGCAACUCCAAGAUGGAUUUUUGCCUUCCCUGAAACUCGAACUUACCAAGAGACAGAACUUAAUAUUAUCCCAGCUCCAGCGAUUAAGAUGCCUGAUCGGUCCACAGAGAAGGCAAUGGCAUCUGGUGAGCCAUUCCCUGUGUUCCAGAUACGACUCGACAAGUUGCGUAAGAAUCGAGACGGUGUCACCAACAAUGCACAUUCUGGCUCUCCCAGCAACAUACCACCUAUGUGCCUGGAUGAGGACUGGGUCAUCAAAGAGGAUGGAAUGCUUCUGUCUCUGACCACAUUCAUAUGGCAUCAUGUCUGUCUCAGCCAAAACCUCUCCAUCUAUCUCAUGAGCACCCCCAUCCAAACCAAGGACGCCCUGCGGAUUGGAGUAUCUUCCCAAAGAAUUAUCAUUCCUUCCUCCUUUACUGACACUGUGACAGAUCACUGGUACCUCAAUCUCCUGAUCAGGAGUGAUCAGGAGAAUCUGACUGGGAAAUGGGUGGGACUAGAUUCUCAGUCAUACUCAAGGAAAUGCCUGCAGCAUACUACUGAUCUCUCUGAUGUAGGCCAAGUUUCACGAUGGCUCAUCGUCAUCCAAGCAUUCCUUUCAUCAAGAUCCUUGGGGAAUGCAUGGGAAGAUAAUUUACUGCUAAUUGAUACUCACGUUCACCCAUGUAGUAGAAAUCUUCCAAUGGAUCCUCCUGAUCAAGUACUUCUUCCUCUUCAUCUUCCUGAGGAGGUGGCAAGUCAAAUUCAGGUUCUCCAGCACAUGAACGACAACAGCCACAAAUUGCACAACCUGAAUCUCCAGCUCCACACCCACAUUCCCUAUAAUCACAUGGGAUUGUUUGGUUUCUACAUACUGGAGGACAUAUUGUAUCCAGAGAACCAUCUUCUGCCCACUCUCCAUUGCCUUCAUCUACACGCUGUUCCACAAGAGGAUCUCCAGCAUCUGCCACCAUCUCAUUUCUCUGAACUGAUUCUGAAGCACAUAGAACAGUUUAUGCCUCAAUUCACGUUCAGCUUGCUCAGCAGCAAGAUCAUCACGAUCAUGCAUAUGUUGAUUCUUUCCCAGAUCAGUGGUGAUUUCACCAACUUCCGUAUAGAAUUGCACAUCAAUGUGCUUCUUCUUCCCAAACAUGAUGGCAUUCUUAAGGUGAAAAUGGGGGAAAAGUUGCGAGCAUUUGUCAUUGGUGGAACAGGUGAAGUUGGAAGAGAACUGGUAAAGCUGUUGAUACAACAUUCUGAAAAAGUGCAGACUGUCCUCAUUGGUAGAAGGAUGGUGGAGUAUGAUGAUCCAGAUUUGAAAUUGCUGGAGCAAUGUGUUGUUGAUUUUGAAAAACUGGAUGAAUAUGAAAAUGACUUCAAGUCUUUCAAUCUUGGCUUUUGCUGUCUUGGUACAACUCGUGGGAAAGCAGGUGCUGAUGGAUUUUUUAAGGUUGACCAUGAUUAUGUUCUCAACUCUGCCAAACUUGCCAAAGCUGGAGGUUGUGAGCAUUUCCUAUUGGUUUCCUCUUGGGGUGCAAACAGCAAGUCCACAUUUUUGUAUCCUCGAACAAAAGGUUUGGUUGAGGAGCACCUAAAAGAACUCAAGUUCAAAUGCCUCUCAAUAUUCCGUCCUGGGAUGCUGAUGUGUGAUAGGAAGGAAUCAAGGCCAUUUGAAAAGAUUGCUCGAGGCCUUUCCAAUGUGCUUGAUCGUGGGAAUUGGUGGAGUGUGAAGACUAGUGAUGUUGCACAGGCAAUGGUGAAGGAAGCCCUGUUGUCAAAUGCUGAAGAUAUGGCUCACAAUAUGAUCAACUACUGGAUCAUAUGCUUUGUAUUAGGAUCAUUUGCAUAUGAGUGCCAUUGUCAUUCAAUAUAUGGGGGAUUUCACAAUCCUAAUGAACAUGAAGUGGGGUUUGUCCAGGAUGAACUCGCAGCUUGGGCUGAAACUGCAUUGAAUGAGAUGAGCAAUGAAGUGAACCUCUUGAAGCUCAUAGAUGUGCUUGACUCUCAAGUUCAGGUGGUAUCUGGGAGGAACAUACAUCUAAAGCUGAAGGUAGCUUACACUGACUGCCCAAAACAUCAAUCUCAGAAUGGUUGCAAUCUUGACUUGAAUAAGGGCACGCAGAUUUGUGAUGUCAUCAUUUGGGAACGUGUCUGGCUCAACAGCAGAAAGUUGACCCAUGCCAAUUGCUCUCAGACUGUGGAGUAUGAGCAAGAACUUCAUGCCCAGAUUGAGUUUAAGAAGUUUCUUCGUAGAUAUGGCAAGAAGUAUGGAAAAAAUCAAGAGAAAGAGACACGUUUCAGAAUUUUCAAAGAAAAUCUUAAGAAGAUUGAAUUGCUACGCAAGUUUGAGCAAGGGACUGCUCAAUAUGGCCCAACCCAAUUUGCUGACCUCACUGAUGAAGAAUUCAAGAGAUUUUUGGGAUUGAGAACUGACAUGAGAGGAGAAGCACUACCUGAUGCUGAAAUCCCCAAAGUAGAUCUCCCCGAUUCCUUUGACUGGCGUGACCAUGGAGCAGUGACCCCAGUGAAGAAUCAAGGAAUGUGUGGUUCGUGUUGGGCUUUCUCCGUGACUGGUAAUAUUGAAGGACAAUAUGCAGUACACAAUGGAUCUUUGAUAUCAUUAUCUGAGCAAGAACUUGUUGAUUGCGACAACCUGGAUGAUGGUUGUCAAGGGGGCCUACCUUCCAAUGCCUACAGAGCCAUCAUGAAUCUUGGAGGUCUGGAAACGGAGUCUGAGUACCCUUAUGAAGGGCAUGGUGACAAGUGUCAUUUCAAUAAGUCAGAGGCAGCAGUGAACAUCAGAGGUGCAGUGAAUAUCUCCCAAGAUGAAACACAAAUGGCCCAGUGGCUGGUGAAAAAUGGCCCCAUCUCUAUAGGCAUCAAUGCAAAUGCCAUGCAGUUUUAUUUUGGAGGUAUUUCCCAUCCUUGGAAGUUCCUAUGCAGCUCUGGAGGCAUUGAUCAUGGUGUUCUCAUUGUUGGUUUUGGAGUCCACCACUAUAGCUUAUUCAAUCGAUCAAUCCCCUUCUGGAUUGUGAAAAAUAGCUGGGGUACAGGUUGGGGAGAGCAAGGAUAUUACCGAGUCUACAGAGGUGAUGGCACGUGUGGCAUCAACCAAAUGGCAUCCUCUGCCGAGGUUUAG